Poecilia latipinna (sailfin molly) is the source of this 3211-nucleotide messenger RNA. RefSeq names its product vestigial-like family member 2b (gene vgll2b). The record is from RefSeq and is a predicted model, not a curated record. The transcript has 4 exons. Gene Ontology annotation, cellular component: nucleus. NCBI's taxonomy places the organism in Eukaryota, Metazoa, Chordata, Actinopteri, Cyprinodontiformes, Poeciliidae. Gene Ontology annotation, biological process: regulation of DNA-templated transcription. Bases 218 to 1144 code for a protein of 308 amino acids.
UUCAUAAACCUCUCCACAUUUUGCAACCGCGGCUGUUGAGGAGCGCGCAGGACGCGGAGGGAGUGCGCUCCUUCUGGAGUGAUUAUGUCAAAUCUGGCUUUGCUUCACGCCGCAUAACCCAGCUGAGCUCUCCCCACUUCCACAAACAGGGAUGUUGUCGCGCAGUCAGUUGCGAAGGUCGGUUCCAGCAGAACAGUGAGGACACCGCUCGUUUACCAUGAGCUGUUUGGAUGUUAUGUAUCCAGCCUAUGGACAUUACGCACCGUACGCACCGACUGCUCCCGCUUUUAUCAAUAGCUUACAGGCUCCUUCAGGUCUGAGCAGCUCUGCGCCCAACAGUCGGGAUUUUAUGGAACCUCCCAGCGUUCCCGAAGGGAUGUCUGGGGGCCCCGGCACUGGAGGAUCUACGUCCUCCUCAUCUUCGUCCAGUUCUUCUUCCUCCUCCUCUUACACACCUGCGGUACCGAGGCCGGCGGAGGGCCCCAAGGAGAAGCAGGAGGGCCCCGAGGCAGAGUACCUGACUUCUCGCUGUGUGCUCUUCACUUACUACCAUGGAGACAUCAGCAGCGUGGUGGACGAGCACUUCUCCAGGGCUCUCAGCUCCUACAUGGAUGGAGAGGGCAAACGGCGGGCGCCAGAGCAACAGGGCACAGAAACUUCUUCCUCUACCAGUCGGCGCAGCUUCCCCCCGUCUUUCUGGGAUAGUAACUACACGUCGCCUCAGAGUCGCCCCCACUGUGAGACCAGCGCCCCGGCUUAUUCCAUGGACCCGUACGCGUCGGCGCUGCAUCCAGGCCUGUCACACCCGCAUACUCAUCCUCACCCACACGCCCACACUCAUCCCCACCCCCACCCACCGGAGGGCUGGGGGUACCCUCAGGCCCAAGCCUACGGCCCCCCUCGACCGCUACAUGAACUGUACUCACCGUCGGCUCUGGAGCCUCACUAUGGGGGUCUGCUCGUGCCCACUGUGAGGCCGCCUCAUCUUCCCACCUUGCCAAGCCACUAUGAAGUGGGCAAGCUGGAGCCCACCGCCUCCUGGCCGAGCCUGCUGCCCCCUGGAGAUGUCGGCCAGACGCUGGCUCUCAACAUGGAUGCAGGCCUCCAGCAGCACAAGAAAGGCAAGGAGCUGUACUGGUUCUAACGAGCCCCUCAGUAACACUGACCUGCCAUUACCAGACCCAAUUAGUCCCUGGAUCUGCUCUGCUUUUCAAGCAUUGUGUCCUUUCACCCCCACCCCACACCCCACACAUUCACACACCACUUCCCCAUCCACCCACCCCCGUCUUUCUGCCUUUAGCCUCCCCUGCCAGUACACGGCCUUGCUCCAGGUCGACGUGUGUGCACCAUGGAGAUAAAGAAGCGAGGGAACGAGGGAGAGAGGCCCAGCAUCUGAACUGGCCGUGAUGUGCACCAUCGUUGCUCCCUCUCCUCCAUCUCUCCUCCACUCUGAAUCCAGUUGCUCUGGCAGGAUGCGGGCCACGGUGACCUGUUUGGAUUGGGAAGCAGGAUCACAGCAGACUUUUGCAGCUCGGGGAAGAAAAAAAGACAGAGGGGUACCGGGAUGAAUCACAGCGAGCAGGGAUUUCUUCCAACCUUCCUGGUUAUCUCAGUCUCAUGCUCUGUGUUGCUACGGUCACUGUCAUUAUCCACUUAUCUGCAUUUCACAAAUGCAAUGUGCAGCAAUAUCCAAGAGCAGAAUUCAUGGAGGUUAGUGCUUUGUGACAGUCAUCACAGGGCCUUUUUUAUUUUAAAAAGCCAUUUCUUUUAAAAUAAAGUGUUUUUAUUUAUCAGUGUUAAUGUCUAUUUUUAAUAUGAUUGCUUGGCCAGUGUUCUGAGAUUCUUGUGGUUCAGUUGAUGUUUUUAAAAGUGGACAGUUAUAGAUCAGCCAGUGCAAUGUGGUUUUGGUGUAGUUUCUCAAGGAUAUCGUUUCAAAUGCUGUCAGAUCAUAUUUAUCCACGAACACUCUCAGAGAAGGUAGGAUUUUUAAUAUGAAGAUGUUCCAUUUUAGUUCGAAAUUUCAGUUUUUUUCCCCCUUUUAUUGUGGUUUUGAAUUUGGACUUCUUGAAUAUGUUGGGGUUUUUCCAUGUGUGAAUUAUUUCUCAUUUUUGUGUCCAAGAAAAUUUUAUUGUCAAUAAAUAUUUUUAUGGUUAAUUACCACAUCUCCUGAAUGAUUACAGUCAUCAUGCUUAUGCAAAAGGCUUUAGUUGUCCCUCAUUUCCUAGUAUUUUCCUUCAAAACUCGCUCAUGUUUCACGAAAGUGUUUUUGCCAAUUGUUUCUUUGAGCACACACAAAUACUUUUUCCAGCUAAAGUUUUGUUCAAAUCACAUUCUUUCUGCAGGACAAACGUUUGAAGAAAUGGUCUUUGAUUAACUUCUGCCCAGUGUCACUUUUUACUUACUGCUUCAGGAAUGGACAAGUGGAGCUACAUUUAGUCAAUUUAUAGAUUAAAAUAAAGAGAUAUGACUUUAUUAUGAGUAGAAUCAACAAGUUACAAUAAGUUCUUUGGAAAUGUGUUUAUUGUGUGCACAUAAACAUUGUCCAUGUCUUGUGUUUGUAAGUAUUUUUGAUAAUUGAAUAAGGUGACAAGCUAUUGAUUAAGAUCGUUAGAAAAUAUUUAAUUUAGCGUAAUCAACUUAUGCUAAACUGAAGAUGUCAGAUCAGCUUCUCAAAUUCAGGGAAAGCCCAGAUGUUUGUCCCUGAGACGGUGGCAGAGCCAGAUGUGAUCGAGGUUUUGCUUCCAGAUUCAUCUCAUUUAAAAGGCCUUCCAUUUGAAUUCCUGCUCACAUUCACACUUUGUCACCUAUAAAGUGGGAACGAGUGUUGAAUGCCAGCAAUGUGCAAUGUGAGAAGAAGCCAGCUAUCCGAGCAAUGCUUCAAAUGUUGCUCUGUUAUUGAUCCAAUAAUCAGAUUACGCAGUAUGCAAAGUAAAGCUUGAACCAAGCUACUGCCGCAUUUUAGAGGCUGAUACAUUAUUUCUGACUCGCAGUGUGAGAGCUGCCAACAGUGUGAAUGACUAAGCUGAGGAGAUAUGCAGGGUAAUGAAAUUAGACGAGUUUACAAGAGACAGCUUUCCCUCUUAGUUUCCAAUUCCAAACACAUCGUUGCUUUAUUAGAGGGACGUUUCUUUCCGCUCUGGAUCCUUCAAGAGGUCCAGCAUGGUGUGACAAAUUUUGUUACAUCGUAUUUCUGAGCCAUCAAUGAACCCCA